Punica granatum (pomegranate) is the source of this 1302-nucleotide messenger RNA. Lineage: Eukaryota; Viridiplantae; Streptophyta; Magnoliopsida; Myrtales; Lythraceae. The record is from RefSeq and is a predicted model, not a curated record.
GCUCUCUGCAAUCCUAGUUAUUAUCAUAAUAUGAAGAGAAUGUCUCUCCAUUCCUAUCUUCCUCUCCUCAAAUCAUCAUUUCUUCUUCUAGUUGUUGUCAUUCUGUUCCCAUGCGUAGCGGCACAGGGUCCUCCUUCUCCAGGGUACUACCCCAGCUCCAAGUUCCAUGCCAUAGGAUUCAACGAAGGGUUCAAGAACCGGUGGGGACCGCAGCACCAGACCGUUGACCAGGGCUCCUUGACCAUCUGGCUUGAUAGAACCUCAGGCAGCGGGUUCAAGUCCUUGAAACCUUAUCGGUCUGGAUACUUCAGCACCACCAUGAAACUUCAACGUGGCUAUACUGCUGGAGUGAACACAAACUUCUAUCUCUCGAACAAUGAGGAUUACCCGGGGAACCAUGACGAGGUCGACAUAGAAUUCCUAGGAACGACCCCGGAUAAGCCUUACACUGUGCAGACGAAUGUGUACAUUAGGGGAAGUGGUGAUGGAACUAUCAUCGGACGGGAGAUGAAAUUCCACCUCUGGUUCGACCCGACCCAGGACUUUCACAACUAUGCCAUUCUCUGGGCCCCGGAUGAGAUCGUAUUCUUGGUAGAUGAUGUGCCAAUUCGGAGGUACCCGAGAAAGAGCAACAAGACGUUCCCCUCAAGGCCAAUGUGGGUCUACGGAUCAAUAUGGGACGCGUCGGAUUGGGCCACAGAAAAUGGAAAAUACAAAGCCGAUUACCAGUACCAACCUUUCAUCGGCAGAUACAAGAACUUCAAGCUAAAAGGGUGCAGUCCGGAUGACUCUUCAUGCAAAGCGCCUUCUGUGGCUCCACAAAGAUCGGGUGGAUUGACCGCACAGCAAAAUGCAGCCAUGGAAUGGGUACAGAGCAGCUACCUGGUCUAUGACUAUUGCCAGGAUCCGAGUAGAGACCAUACACAGAUUCCCGAAUGUUAGAGAGGUCAUUCGAGUGUCAGACCCGCACAUGGGACCAGAAAACAACAGCGCUGGACCCGCAUCUUUAAAUUUAAUUUGAUCUCUCUAAUAUUUUCUUACAUUUAAUCACUACUUAAUUAUUAUUUUUAAGGUAUGGUGGAUAGGGGUCUUUGUGACGAGAAAGUGCAAAAAUUUGCUAGUUGAAUGCGUCCAAAGUCCCUUUGCCAUGUAGUAGAAUGAAGCAAAUGCUCUUUUCCAGAACGAUGAAGUCCCCUCACGGGAAGUGAAGAGAAUCGAAGAAUAUAUAUAUUUAUAGAUAAGAAGGGAAAAGAGGAAACAGACAUAAAGGUUACUUGUGAAUCUUUUAUUGUCUUUAUUUGA